Daldinia loculata is the source of this 3346-nucleotide messenger RNA. RefSeq names its product WD domain-containing protein. Gene Ontology annotation, molecular function: protein binding. The transcript has 3 exons. Bases 159 to 3287 code for a protein of 1042 amino acids. Lineage: Eukaryota; Fungi; Ascomycota; Sordariomycetes; Xylariales; Hypoxylaceae. The record is from RefSeq and is a predicted model, not a curated record. Gene Ontology annotation, cellular component: small-subunit processome; Pwp2p-containing subcomplex of 90S preribosome. Gene Ontology annotation, biological process: rRNA processing.
CGCUGUUCCGUCCUAAGAAAAAAAAAAUCCAUUUACAGAUGGCUGAGUAGUCGUUGCGCUGCGAUUCCUAGAUGCUAGAUGCGACCACGAAAGCUCUGGCAGUUAAAGCUCAAUUCACAUAGGGGCUCAACAAUUAUUCCGACGAGCAAUUCGUUAUAAUGCCUCAUUCAGAGCCAGAAGGACCAUUGGUCAAGCGUCAGAAGCUCAAUUCUGUUGCGAAAUCCAAAUCAUCCACAUCGCAACAGUCUAGGAUAUUUGCUCCAUAUCGGACAAUCGGCCUCGUUUCUCCUACUAAUGUGCCCUUCACCUCUGUUCCUCUCGGGAAUACUACCUUCCAGGUUACAACAUCUAUAGGCCGCUCGCUCCAGACUUAUGACCUUAAACGCGGCCUCAACCUCGUCUUCAUAACUCGACCUCAGACGCCAAGUACCAUCACGGCGACAUGCGCUUGGAAACAGAAGGUAUUUGUUGCCUGGGGCGACUCCCGAGAAGGCUCCUCUCAGGGUAUAUGGGUUUUCCAGAGAGGGAAGAAAGUUGGCGAGUUAGAACUUCCCUCUGAUCUACACCAGCCCAUUAAGCAGAUUCUCGUUUUCGGAUCUUGGAUUGUUGCCUGUGGCUUGACAAGAAUAGAAGUAUGGAAGACGGCGACAUUGGAACACUAUACGACUCUUUUUACUAUGGCUUCGAAAAAGCUCGAUAACGAACUCACCGGAGGUAUAUGUACUAUGCCGACCUACUUAAAUAAGAUAUUCGCUGGACGUCGGAACGGAUGGGUUGAAAUCUGGAACAUCUCUACUGGAAAACUUAUCUAUACCAUCCUACCUCCAUCUCCAAGCUGUGGUGCUGUCACUUGCAUGCAGCCAACACCUGCACUUUCUCUAAUGGCUAUCGCAUACGCAGAGGGGCCUUUAGUUAUUCAUAACGUACUCACAGACAAGAAAGUGCUUGAGGUCAACGCAGGUACCGAGGAUGCGCCCGUGACUAGCAUUUCAUUCCGCACGGACGGUAUGGGCGCAGGCCAGGAUGGGCGCAAAGAUGGCGUUAUGGCGACAGCUACGCAGUCGAGCGGCGAUAUCACAUUUUGGGAUCUUAACCAGGGUGGUAGGAUUAUGGGCAUUCUUAGAAGCGCUCAUAACCCUCCGAUGCAGGAGGGGGCAUCGAUUCGCGGAGGUGUAAGCAAGAUUGAGUUCCUUGCCGGCCAGCCCGUCAUUGUUACCAGUGGUAGAGACAAUUCCUUAAAAACUUGGAUAUUCGACGAAACUCCAUUUUCGCCUAUACCACGAAUAUUACACACGAGGAGUGGCCAUGCUGCACCAGUCACCAGUUUGCAGUUCUUGCCGACCGAUUUUGAAGGUGCUGAAGCAGGUAAUAAAUGGCUCCUUAGUGGCGGUAGGGAUAGGAGUCUCUGGGGCUGGAGUCUUCGUCGAGACGGUCAAAGCACGGAAUUGAGUCAGGGCAAUAUACGCAAGAAGGCUAAGAAAUACGGAAUUCUGGACAGCAGCACCCUAAGCCGUGGUCCAACUACCACGCUCGAUGACUUAAAGGCGCCGGAGAUCACAUGCAUAGCAUGUUCUUUAAAUAGAGAUGGUGGCAUGGGUGCCGUGCCCGGGAAGCAGGUGUUGUGGCAAAAAUCUCAAACUCAAAAGAAGCCCAUAGAUGCCGAGAUUAGCGGUAUGACGGGUUGGGAGAGCGUGGUUACAGCACACAAGGACGAUCCGUUUGUUCGAACCUGGUUUUGGGGCCGAAAAAGAGCUGGAAGAUGGGCAUUCCAAACCGGCGACGGCGCAAACGUAUCAUCCGUGGCCAUGAGCCCAUGUGGGACCUUUGCUGUCGUUGGAUCUGUUGGCGGAUCUAUUGAUAUGUUCAACCUUCAAUCAGGACUACACCGCCAACGAUUUCCAUCCAAGCUCACACCGGCGCAGGCAAGACAAGUCAAAAUGCAGCAGUUAAGACAGGCGGAUACCGUUGUUCAGCUUCAAGCUCGAUCCGCAACUGGUUUUGCACCAGGAAUUGGAAAGCAUACGAAAGCAGUCACCGGGAUUGUUGUCGAUUCAAUGAACAAAUACGUGAUUAGCUGCUCCUUGGACGGCAAAGUAAAGUUCUGGGAAUUCCUUACAGGAAAUCUGCUUGAGGAAAUCAACUGGGCUCCGAUGACAGGAAUCAUAGGCUGCCGCUACCAUGCUGCAAAUGAUCUCAUAGCCUUUUCCUGUGACGACAACUCUAUUCGGGUCGUAGAUAUUGAGACGAAACAAACUAUUCGUGAAUUCUGGGGAUGCCAGGGCAGAAUCAACGACUUCAUUUUCUCUAAUGAUGGCCGCUGGAUAGUAGCAGCGUCUCAGGAUGCUAUAAUACGAGUUUGGGAUCUACCGACAGGUCACUUAAUUGAUGCUAUUCGAUCAGAGAAACCUUGCACCGCACUAGCCUUCUCAGCAACGGGGGAAUAUUUGGCUGCAGCCACUGAGGGAGAGUUGGGUGUUAACAUAUGGAAUAACAAGGCUCUCUUCACACACGUUCCAACCCGACAAAUAUCCGAAGAUUCAAUCAAGCAGAUAUCGGGACCGACGGCAUCAGGAGAAGGAGGCCAGGGCUUGCUCGAAGCAGCUUUUGAAGAGGCAGCCUCUCAAGAAGAUGAUGAAAUCACUGCACCUGGCGUGGAUCAGCUCAGUGCCGAUAUGAUGACGUUAAGUCUGGUUCCGCGAAGCAGAUGGCAAACACUGUUGCACCUGGACUUGAUUAAACAGAGGAAUAAACCAACGGAAGCUCCAAAAGCUCCAGAAAAAGCACCUUUCUUCCUGCCAUCAGCAACCAACACCGGCGCCUCAAAUCUAGACGCAGCCCAGCCGAACACGGACCAAGCUCAGAGUCAAUCGAGGAUCACUCGUUUCGAUCAGAACAGGGCAGAGCAAGUAUUCACGAAUAAACUGCAAGCGGGAGCUACUUCUGGGGAUUUUACCGAAUUCAUCGAGCAUCUUAAAUCUCUCUCUCCGGCCACGGCGGACCUGGAAUUACGCUCUCUGACAACUGGGGAUGAUGAUGAAACCAACGAGCUGCUUCAUUUCAUCCGCGCCAUGACCAGCCGCCUUGUGGCACGUCGUGACUACGAGCUCACCCAAGCCUGGAUGGCUGUCUUCCUUCGUCUACAUUUCGAUUUGAUCUUGGCGAGUGAUACCCUAAUGAGCGCACUGUCGGAAUGGAAGAAACAUCAAGCAGAGGAAUGCAAUAGAUUAGACAAUCUUGUUAGUUACUGCGGAGGAGUUGUGAACUUCCUGAGAAGCCCACGCGCAUGAUUUGGAAUUGCCACGUUAGAUAUAUACACCUAUAUUCAAAUAUGUACUUGGAAAGUCAA